Podospora anserina S mat+ is the source of this 279-nucleotide messenger RNA. RefSeq lists its product as uncharacterized. Bases 1 to 279 code for a protein of 92 amino acids. The transcript has 3 exons. The record is from RefSeq and is a predicted model, not a curated record. NCBI's taxonomy places the organism in Eukaryota, Fungi, Ascomycota, Sordariomycetes, Sordariales, Podosporaceae.
AUGGCCGAUAACAUGCCCUCCGGCCCCGAGUUCCGCACCGGCCGCGCCGAUUCCACCUCUUCUACUUCCUCCACCAGCACGACCAACACCGUCAACUCCAGCUCUGGGAUGCCCAAGGCACCACCUCGCCGGAGAUCAAGCCACCUCUUCGAAGGCCUCGAAGCCCAAAAACGCUCCCAAGACCCGGCCGCAGUAGCAAGACGCCAGAGCAUGAACGAACAACGGCCCAAGUCGGGCUUCAUCGGCAGCAUGUGGAACAACUGGGUCCACGGCCAGUAG